Clarias gariepinus (North African catfish) is the source of this 1017-nucleotide messenger RNA. RefSeq names its product homeobox D12a (gene hoxd12a). The transcript has 2 exons. The coding region runs from base 1 to 780 and encodes 259 amino acids. NCBI's taxonomy places the organism in Eukaryota, Metazoa, Chordata, Actinopteri, Siluriformes, Clariidae. Gene Ontology annotation, biological process: regulation of DNA-templated transcription. The record is from RefSeq and is a predicted model, not a curated record. Gene Ontology annotation, molecular function: sequence-specific double-stranded DNA binding; DNA-binding transcription factor activity, RNA polymerase II-specific.
AUGUGCGAGCACAAUUUUCUUGGUUCUGGCUAUGUUAGUCCAAUGUUUAAUUAUCCAACUGCGGAUUCGUUGCCUUUCUCCAACUGGCCCAAUGGCGCCCAUCCGUCCGGACUCGCGCAGAUCUACGGCAGAAGAGAGGUGUGUUCACUCCCGUGGACAUCACCAAGUUCGUGUACAAACCCGCCACAGAUUCUUGCCUUUAGUGGCUAUUCUAAGCCGCUUAUUACUAAUUCUGUAGCGGUGAAUGUCCACAACAAAGGAGACGCAUGUAAAUACUACGGUGAAGAUUCAACUCCCAAAGCAGAAUUGCCGGACAAACACACUACAGCAUUUACCGGUGAGCAUGGGAUAUCAGCAACUGCCAGUUUUAGCAAAUGUGACUUUUCAGACUUGGACAAACGGUUGCAGAACACCGUAGCACAGACUGGGUUGAAUUCCAACAGCCAUGGGAUAAUCGAUAGCACUGAACAGCUUGAACCUUCCACUGUCCCGGUACAGUCCACAUCGAGUUCUCAGAACACCAGUGCAGCUUUUACGGACGGACUCCCAUGGUGUCCUGCUCAAAUGAGAGCCAGAAAGAAGAGGAAACCUUACACAAAGCCACAGCUGGCUGAACUUGAGAAUGAAUUUAUGAUCAGCGAAUUCAUAAACCGUCAAAAACGAAAAGAGCUGUCUGAUAGACUGGACUUAAGUGAUCAACAAGUAAAAAUCUGGUUUCAAAAUCGAAGAAUGAAAAAGAAACGUUUAUUAAUGCGCGAGCAUGCUUUCUCCGUGCAAUGAAGAUAAAUCAGUGUUUCUCUUUUUUGGUACAAAUUACCAAAUGAUUUAGGGAAUUUAAUACAACUGUAUUUUUAUGACAACAUUCUAAGUAUAUGAACGAAUCGACAGAAUUAGCAAUAUUUAUUUCCGCGAAUAAUGGUCUAGCUGAUGUAAAAAUGUAUUUUUUUUCCAAUGUAACGCUUUUUGUAACAUAAGAGGCAAUUAUACACCAGUUAUUAAAUGAAAAUGCAACAUUGG